GGCUGUCGCGGCGAUCGCUCAUCGCCGAACCGACCCAGAUCUUGAACAACUGUAUAAAAGAUUUGAGAUAUUUUGAAUACCAAGUUUGGCCCCUCCUAUAUGUCUUGGCCUAAUUCAUAAACCGCAAUAAUUUUGCGAGAUCUCCUGCAUUCCUGAAACAGCCCUCCUUGAAGCUGAAUUGUAGAGUUUAUAAUCUAAAGGAAAAUUUCGAGUUUUGACAAAAUUUUUAUUCUUAUUCUUUUCACAUUUCUGAGAUUGAAUUACUCUAACCAUGUCAGAAGAUUGGAAGGCGACGAGUCCGGGUCGCUGGGAGCGCCCUAUUGACAGCCUCGAGGAUUACUUUGUCACGAUUGCAGACUUGACACGACCAGUUGGAGGUGAACAUUUCUCCCUCAGUUUUGGUGCUCAGAUAAAGUUCCACCCCGAAAGAACUCUGGAAGAUAUCGAAGCGGCUUUGAAGCAGGCUUGGACAGUAUUACGGUUUGAGCACCCUCAGCUGGCGACCACUGUAGAGGGUUCUCACAUGGUCUACGAAACAUUACGAAAUGAAUCAGCGCAGCAGGAUUGGCUUUCUCGCACUGUUGUGAUGGAUACCUCUUCCAACUCUUCCGCAGAGCUUUUCCCGCAAUUGAACCAAAGCCCUAAGCAAGCCGUAUUGUACUAUCUACGCACUUCGUCAGAGGUCGUGAUUCACAGUUCACACUGGCGCACAGAUGGAAUUGGUGCCACUUUACUACUAUCUCAACUACUAAAGCAUAUAGCCACACCGCUGACGUCGGCGAUCGUCUUUGGCUCCGAAUGUGCACGCUUACAUCCGAGCCACUUUGCGCUCUUAGGAGCAUCCGACAAGCCUCCCGAAGCCAGUCAAUAUAUCACAGAUCAAAGCCUUGCUGAUUAUAUUGCGCAUUUACCCUCCAUUCAAAUUCCUUCAGCUGGAGAACCCAUGCAGAAACUCUCCCCGACUACUCAUCGGCAGGAGAUUGUGAUUUGCGAUCAGCAGACAACUGACCUCGUCGCAAGUGCCAGGGCUCGUGGUGUCACUCUCACUGUUGUGGCACAUGCGGCUUUGAUACAUGCUACCAAGCGGAUGAAUACUAGUAUCUCGUUGGACGAAAAUGCAAGUUAUGCAUGCAUCUGUCCGGUGUCGCUGCGUGACCAGCUACCAAGCCCUUAUAAUGGUCCAUCUUACGCAGCCUCCGUAGCUAUGACUGGUGUUCCUAUGGGAUUUACAUCAACAAACUUGAAGAAAGACAUUGAGUUUCUGCAGGGGCUUUAUCGUAAUGAGGCAAAGCGUCCAGAAAGGAUUGAGGGCCUACGCGCAUUUCAGACGAAGAUGACAACAAUUCUUAAACAGCCUCCUAUUGCCGAGGUGCCGAUUCCCGCACAUCCGACUCUGAAUAGUUUAGGCCUGAUUGAACAAAAUUUACAAUCAUCUUAUCCAAGUGAUCACGGGGACCUGGAGGUUGACAAAUAUUGGAUAGGAACUUCUGUGGUUGACCACACUGUCUGGGUCUAUAUUUGGACUUGGAAGAAGAAACUCACUAUUAGUGCUACUUAUAACACUGGGAUUUAUGAUGAUAGGAUAAUUGGCAAUUUCUUGGAGCAGUUUUCGCAGGUUCUAAUCAAGGAGCUGACGCCCUUAGCCUAAAGAUUUGCGGUAGAUAGGAUUGGAAAAAUACACUCUAUAUAGUGAUAUCAACCGGUCAUUCAUUACUGGUUAUGCAUCCAUUAAUGAAGAUAUGAA
Talaromyces proteolyticus is the source of this 1744-nucleotide messenger RNA. RefSeq lists its product as uncharacterized. The record is from RefSeq and is a predicted model, not a curated record. NCBI's taxonomy places the organism in Eukaryota, Fungi, Ascomycota, Eurotiomycetes, Eurotiales, Trichocomaceae. The transcript has a single exon. Bases 272 to 1648 code for a protein of 458 amino acids.